CCCCGCCGCCUCCCCCGCGCGGUCUCCGGAGCCUCCUGCGCGGCGCAGCCUCGACCGCCCGCCUGUCUCCGAGCAGAUCUGAGCGUCUUACGAUGCGCAUUCCAGGCUGAGCUGAGAGCAGACCUGGAGGGCUUUCCCUCCAGCGGAUCUGGAGGAAUCCUUGGCAGAGGGAUCGGCCUUCCUCUUUGGGGGUGAGACUCUGCUCAGCGUGCCCUGCCUGCAGUGGGUGAAGAUGCUGUAUGCCCGUCUGUGAGAGCCACCUUCCCUCUCGGGAAGGGGACCGACCCAACGGACCUCGGUGGCCCUCUUCUGCGCAAGAAUCUGCUCCCUUCCUUCCACAGCCCCCGUAGGCUCUUCUGUCCAACAGGACCCUCUGUUCCUCCAAGCCUUGGACCGUCCUUCCCCCCGCGGGAUUCUGCUCUCCUCCCGUCUCAUGAGGAUUUGAGGGCGUCCCCAAGGGGGCCCCCGGUAGACAGUGGGCCUACCAUGGCGAGGCCCGUCUGUUUGCUGGUGCCUCUGGCGUUGCUGGUGGGCUUGGUCCUGGGCCCCGGAGCCGGGGGAGCAGCCUUGGAGUUUGGGGGUGCGCCGGGGCAGUGGGCUCGCUACGCUCGGUGGGAUGCCAGCUCCUCCGGCGAGCUGAGCUUCAGCCUCAAGUCCAAUGUGUCCCGUGCCCUGGUCUUGUACCUGGACGACGGGGGCAACUGCGACUUCCUGGAACUGCUGAUCUUGGAGGGCCGUUUCCGUCUGCGUUUCACCAUCUCCUGCGCCGAGCCGGCCAGCUUGCACCUGGAGACCCCCGUCAACGACGACCGCUGGCACAUGGUGCUCUUGACCCGCAAUUACCGGGAGACCAUGCUGGUGGUGGACGGCGAGGCCCGGGUCGCUGAAGUCAAGUCGAAGCGGCGCGACAUGGCGGUGGAAAGCGAUCUCUUUGUGGGCGGCAUCCCACCAGACGUCCGCCUGUCGGCCCUGACGCUUAGCACCGUCAAGUACGAGAUGCCCUUUCGCGGGAUGGUGGCCAAUCUCAAAGUGGGGGACAUGCCCCCGGCCCUCUUGGGUAGCCAGGGCAUCCGCAGCGACAUGGAGUAUCUGUGCACCAAGCAGAACCCCUGCGCCAAUGGUGGGAUUUGCACCGUGGUCAACAGCGAGGUGCAGUGCGAUUGCCGCCUCACCGGCUUCCAGGGCAAAUUCUGCAGCGAAGAAGAGCUGACGAUGGAAGUAGGGUCCUUCCUGUACUCGGAAGGGGGGGCAGAGAGAACAGCCAGUGAGACCCCCCAGGCAUCAAAAGGGAAAGAAGAAUUCGUGGCAACGUUCAAGGGGAACGAAUUCUUCUGCUACGACCUUUCGCACAACCCCAUCCAAAGCAGCACCGACGAGAUCACCCUCUCCUUCCGCACCCUUCAGCGCAACGGCCUGAUGCUCCACACCGGGAAGUCGGCCGACUACGUCAACCUCUCGCUCAAGAGCGGUGCCGUCUGGCUGGUCAUCAACCUGGGCUCCGGCGCCUUCGAGGCUCUGGUGGAGCCUGUGAACGGCAAGUUCAAUGACAACAACUGGCACGACAUUCGUGUGACUAGAAACCUGCGCCAGGUGACCAUCUCCGUGGACGGAAUCCUGACCACGACCGGAUACACCCAAGAGGACUACACCAUGCUGGGUUCGGACGACUUCUUCUAUAUCGGAGGGAGUCCCAACACGGCUGACCUCCCCGGGUCCCCCGUCAGCAACAAUUUUAUGGGAUGCCUCAAGGAUGUGGUCUACAAGAACAAUGACUUCAAACUGGAGUUGUCACGCUUGGCCAAGGAAGGAGAUCCCAAGAUGAAGAUCAACGGCGACCUGGUCUUCCGCUGUGAGAACGUCGCCGCCCUCGACCCGGUCACCUUUGAGUCCCCCGAGGCGUACAUUUCCCUGCCCAAGUGGAACACCAAGAAGACCGGCUCCAUCUCCUUCGAUUUCCGGACCACCGAGCCCAACGGGCUUCUCCUCUUCAGCCACGGCCGGCUGCAGCCCCCGAAGGAGGGCCGAUCUGAGCGCAUGCACAAGGCAGAUUACUUUGCCAUGGAGCUUCUGGACGGCUACCUCUACCUGCUGCUGGACAUGGGCUCGGGGGGCAUCAAAAUGCGGGCCAGCACCAAGAAGGUGAAUGACGGGGAGUGGUGCCACGUGGACUUCCAGCGCGAUGGGCGCAAGGGAUCCAUCUCGGUGAACAGCCGCAGCACCCCCUUCCUGGCCAGCGGGGAGAGCGAGAUCUUGGACCUGGACAGUGAGAUGUACCUGGGGGGGCUCCCCGAGAACCGGCUGGACCUCAUCCUGCCCCCCGAGGUGUGGACGGCCUUUCUGAACUACGGCUACGUGGGCUGCGUGCGGGACCUCUUCAUCGAUGGCAAGAGCCGGGACGUGCGCCGCCUGGCCGAGGUGCAGAGCGUGUCCGGCGUCUCCAGCUUCUGCUCCCGGGAGACCCUCAAGCAGUGCGGCAGCUCCCCCUGCCACAACGGGGGCCUGUGCCGCGAGGGGUGGAACCGGUUCAUCUGCGACUGCGUGGGCACCGGCUACCUGGGCCGGCUGUGCGAGAGAGAGGCCACAGUGCUAAGCUACGACGGGAGCAUGUAUAUGAAAAUCAUGCUGCCAACAGUCAUGCACACCGAGGCCGAAGAUGUGUCCCUCCGGUUUAUGUCGCAGCGAGCGUACGGCUUCAUGAUGGCAACCACCUCCAAGGAAUCUGCCGACACCCUGCGCCUCGAGUUGGAUGGGGGACAGAUGAAACUCACAGUCAACCUAGACUGUGUCAGGAUAGGCUGUAACCCCAGUAAAGGGCCAGAAACUCUCUUCGCUGGCCACAAACUCAACGACAACGAAUGGCACACUGUCCGCGUGCUCCGGCGUGGGAAGAACCUGCAGCUCUCUGUGGACAACGUCACCGUGGAAGCAGGUCAGAUGGCAGGCGCCCACACCCGCCUGGAAUUCCACAACAUCGAGACGGGCAUCAUGACGGAACGGCGGUUCAUUUCCGUGGUGCCCUCCAACUUCAUCGGCCACCUAAGCAGCCUGGUCUUCAAUGGGUUGCCCUACAUGGACCUCUGCAAGAACGGGGACAUCAGCUACUGCGAGCUGAAUGCCCGCUUCGGCCUCCGCAGCAUCAUCGCUGACCCCGUCACCUUCAAAAGCAAGUCCAGCUACCUGGCACUGGCCACGCUGCAAGCCUACGCCUCCAUGCACCUCUUCUUCCAGUUCAAGACCACGGCCACCGACGGUCUCAUCCUCUUCAACAGCGGCAACGGCAAUGACUUCAUUGUGGUGGAGCUCGUCAAAGGGUACAUCCACUACGUUUUCGAUCUGGGCAAUGGGCCAUCGCUGAUGAAGGGGAAUUCGGACAAGCCAGUGAACGACAACCAGUGGCACAACGUCAUUGUGUCCCGCGACACUAGCAAUGUCCACACACUGAAGAUCGACUCGCGCACCGUCACACAGCACUCCAAUGGAGCCCGCAACUUGGACCUCAAAGGGGAGCUGUACAUCGGAGGCUUGAGCAAAAGCAUGUUCAACAACCUGCCCAAACUCGUUGCCUCUCGGGACGGUUUCCAGGGCUGCCUGGCCUCCGUGGAUCUCAACGGCCGACUCCCAGACCUCAUCGCCGACGCCCUGCACCGGAUUGGGCACGUCGAGAGGGGCUGUGAUGGCCCCAGCACCACCUGUACAGAGGACUCCUGCGCCAACCAGGGCGUCUGCCUUCAGCAAUGGGACGGCUACACUUGCGAUUGCACCAUGACCUCCUACGGCGGCCCGGUGUGCAAUGACCCUGGCACAACAUACAUUUUUGGGAAAGGCGGGGCGCUGAUUACAUACAUUUGGCCCCCGAAUGACCGCCCCAGCACGCGGGCCGACCGGCUGGCCGUGGGAUUCAGUACGCAUCAGAAGAACGCGAUUCUGGUGCGGGUGGACAGUGCCUCUGGACUCGGAGACUACUUACAGCUGCACAUAGACCAGGGCACUGUGGGAGUCAUUUUCAAUGUGGGCACAGACGACAUCACGAUCGAGGAAGGCAAUGCCAUGGUGAACGAUGGCAAGUACCACGUGGUCCGUUUCACCCGAAGUGGUGGCAACGCAACGCUGCAGGUUGACAACUGGCCCAUCAACGAGCGAUACCCGGCAGGGAACACUGAUAAUGAACGGCUGGCGAUUGCUAGACAAAGAAUACCGUAUCGGCUCGGUCGAGUAGUAGAUGAAUGGCUACUCGACAAAGGUCGCCAGCUGACCAUCUUUAACAGCCAGGCCGCCAUCAAGAUCGGAGGCCGGGACCAGGGCCGGCCUUUCCAGGGCCAGAUCUCGGGUCUGUACUACAACGGGCUCAAGGUCCUCUCCUUGGCCGCCGAGAGUGACCCCAACGUGAAGGUGGAGGGCAACCUGCGGCUGGUGGGCGAGGUGCCGUCCGUCAUGACCACUGAGACCACGGCCACCACCCUGCUGGCAGACAUGUCCACGACCAUCAUGGAGACCACCACCACCAUGGCCACAACCACCACGCGGCGUGGCCGUUCUCCCACCAUGCGGGACAGUAUUACUCAGGGCUCGGACGACCUUCUGGUGGCUUCGGCCGAGUGCCCCAGCGACGACGAAGACCUGGAGGAGUGUGAGCCGAGCACCGGAGGUGAAUUAGUAUUGCCCAUAAUAACCGAGGACUCACUAGACACCCCUCCGAUUGCCACCCGCUCUCCCUUCAUUCCCCUGCCUCCCACCUUUGGCCCCUUCCUAACCGUAAUCGAGACCACCAAGGGCACCAUCUCCCUCCCGGCUCAGCCGAAGCCCCCCUGCCUGGCCGAACAGGACGACAGCGACUGCGAAGAAGGGAUCGAGGCCUCGGGGUACGCCUCCGGGGAGGUCUCCGACUCCAGCCUGCCCCCCACCGACGACGAAGACUUUUACACCUCCUUCCCCCUGGUCACAGAUAGGACCCCGCUGGGCCGCCCCGACGGAGCACCCAGAAAGCCCCAUGGACACCGCCCCGGCCUUAGGACAGGACUGCCGGCGUCGCCCUCCGCCCCCGACCUCCUGACCGCCACCGCCUCCCCCGGGCUGGUCCGCCACAUCCCGGCGGGCAAAAUGAACAACCGCGAGCCCCUGCGGCCCCACCCCGAGCACGUCCCCCCUCUCGCCACCUCCUUCGAGCCCGACAGGCUCAACCGGCUCAAGCGCCCCGUUGUAACCUCUUCCCCCGGUUUCCACAAUCUGCCCACAGCUAACCCCACCGACCCCGGGGAGAGGGGCCCCCCCGGCGCCGUGGAGGUCAUCCGGGAGUCCAGCAGCACCACCGGCAUGGUGGUGGGCAUCGUGGCUGCCGCCGCCCUCUGCAUCCUCAUCCUCCUCUACGCCAUGUACAAGUACCGCAACCGGGACGAGGGCUCCUACCAGGUGGACCAGAGCCGGAACUACAUCAGCAACUCGGCACAGAGCAACGGUGCGGUGGUCAAGGAGAAGCCGGCCGCCCCCCCCAAGGCGGCUGGGAAAAGCAAGAAAAACAAAGACAAGGAAUACUAUGUCUGAGGCCCCCGGCCCCCCCGCGCGCGCCAGAGAGACCCACGCCCCAAGGAGGCGCGCAGCGAGACUGUCCAGACACGCAUCCCCCAAAACUCUGGAGAGGAGACCCCACAAACGCCUCUCCCCCCUCCCCCUCCCCCGAGAGAGGCAGCAUCUUAAAACGGCCCCGUCGCCCGCCCUCUUUGGUUCGCUCAUCUCGUCCUCCUCUCCCGCCCUUCCUGUGCAAAAGCCCCCAGAAACGAAAAAAGAGAAAGAAACAAAGUCGAGGUGAGGUGCUCACAGGGCCUGCCUCGCCCCUUCUUCCACCCUGACCUUCCAACCCUACAGGGUCGUUGUUGUUUCUCCCUUGGGCAGACCUAAAGGAAAGCCCAGCCGCCUGGUUUAGGGCCGUGGCUCGGUGGCCUCUCGCCUCAAAGAGGGACGGACGGUGCCUGGACAGGAGGAUUAAAGGGGGUUGGGGGAGGCAGAAGCCCAGCCCAGCCCCCCAGGUGAGAUUGCAGCCGGGACGAUGCUUGGCGGAUCGCGGUCCCCUCCUCAAGGGUCGGGGUCCUCAUGGAGGCGGAAAGGAAAUGGGGCUCCCCCUGCCUGGCCGCAUUCCGACCACCCUUCCCAGCCGGGCUCUGAAGCGAAGCCCCCGCCGGAGCCAGGCCCAGCCCGGCCAGGCUGCCCCUGGCCUGGCCGGGGAGGAAAGGGGACGGUGGCCCCAGACCCACCUUCCCGUCCUCCGUCCAAAGUGUCCUGCUUCCUGACCUGCUCCCACCCAUCAAGCCUCGGAGUCUCGGCCGGGGUGGAAUCCGGCCAAGCGAGUCGUUCAUUCAGUUCCUGGGGGGCAGUAGAGAAACGCCGAGACGAAGCGGGCAACUGGGGCAAUUGCAGGUCGCGCUCUCCGCAGGGGACGCUCCUGUUUCCCAAAAGCCAGCUGGAUGGUCCUGACUUGUUAAUAAAAAGGGGGAGUUCAAAACCA
Messenger RNA from Candoia aspera, 6496 nucleotides. It is a transcript of the gene NRXN2, whose product is annotated as neurexin 2. The record is from RefSeq and is a predicted model, not a curated record. The coding region runs from base 487 to 5538 and encodes 1683 amino acids. The transcript has 21 exons. NCBI's taxonomy places the organism in Eukaryota, Metazoa, Chordata, Lepidosauria, Squamata, Candoiidae.